AUGAGCGGGAAAGAGUAUUACAAUUUUUUGGUCCUCGGGGCGGAGGCGACGGGCAAGACUUGCCUGUGCUCCUGCUUCUCCCGCGGCCUCUUCCUCGACCAACACGAUGAAUACAAGAAGACCAUCACAUACGGCACCGAGGUGGACCUCACCAUAGCCGACCUUGGCGGCUGGCAUAUCGACAGUGUGGACCAGGACUGUUUGCAGCGUAUCAAAUGGGCACAGGGCAUCGUGCUGGUGUAUGAUAUCACCAACCCGAGCACCCUCCAGUUGCUCAGCGAGAUCAAGACCAAAGUCGACCAGGUCAAGGACAUCAAGUCGACCGACGAGUUCAAGCUGCCGACGAUCGUGGUGGGCACCAAGGCCGAUCUCGAGCACGCUCGGGCCGUCACCGGCAGCGAGCUCAAGAAGUGGGCCGACGAGCACGGCGUCAGCUACUACACCGAGGACGUGUAUAGCGCGAAGGAGGUGUUUGUGCGGUUGAUCGGCGAGAUCCGCGCCCAGGAGCAGGCCAAGAAGGACGCCAGAGCUGCGCCCAAGACACCCGAGAGCGGCGAGAAGCGCAAGAGCCUGAUAUCUCCGCGCAGUAUGUUGUCGUUGCGCAAGCGCGGCCAGACCGUGUCGCAGACGGACAACAAUGCGCCCAGCAAGACGCCCGAGGAGGAGUCCGGCGCUGCGGCCGGCGCCAGCGCCAGCGCCGCGACCGAGGCCGUGAACAACAACCAGGAGAAUGAGCAGAAGGAGAACGAGAAGGAGAAAGAUAAGGAGAAAGAGAAAGAAAUGAAGAAGGAGCAGAAGGAGAAGGAGAAGGAGGUGAAGAAGCAGCUCAAGGAGCAGAAGGCCAAGGAGAAGGAAGAGAAGGAGCGACAGAAGCGCGAGCAGAAGGACAGGCAGAAGGCCGAGAAGCUGAUUGAGAAGGAGAAGAAGGAGCAGGAAAAGCUCGAGAAAGAGAAGGAGAAGCUGCAGCAACAGCAGCAGCAGCAGGCCAAGCAGGUCGAGGCAGCGGUGAUCAAUGCCGCCGCCGGCGAAGCGGCCCCGGCGGCCGAGGCUGCACCGGCGGUGGUGGUUGUCACGCCCACGGACAGCCUCGAGAUACCGGCGGUGACGGUGACGACGUCCGAGCAGGAGACCACGCCCGGCUCCGACACCGCCGAGACGCCGACCCAGCCCGACACGACCGAGGCCUCGACCGACUCGCAGUCGCCGGUCAGGCAGGAGGAGGGCGACGUUGAGGGCGAGAAGAAGGAGAAGGAGAAGAAGGAGCGACGGAAGCGCCGCGAGACGAUCGCUGCGCUGCUCUCGCCGCGCAGGAAUUCGGUGAGCAGCGGCACGCACGCGAAGGAGUCGGGCUCGGUCAUCGCACCACCGAGCGAGGGCUCGAUGAGCGACAACUUCGAGGUGGUCCACGAGGGCCUGGUCUCGCCCCGCGGCGAGGGCGCAGAGACCCUGCGCGAGAAGAAGAAGGGCCGGCUCAGCAUCAAGCGCUUCCGACGCAGCGAGAUCUUUCCCAAGGCCAUGGGCGCCAGAAGCCAGAGCGAAGAAGAAGGAGUGGGAAGCACGAUCACGCCCCAGGUGCAGUUCCUGCGGGUGACCAAGCCGCUCGACGCGCUAGCUGACAACUACAAGAUCUCGCCGGUCGGCGCCGAGUCGCCGGUCUUGUCCGCCGACCCGAGCGCACCGGCCACGCCCGUGAGCCACCCGCACCUCGCCGUCCACCAGUCGUCGCACAUGUCGCCGCGCAUGCGCUCGCCGUCGUUCCGCAGCGCGCCCGCCAAGCCGCUGCCGACCACACCUGGCAUGGGCCAGCACCCCGCGCCGUCACGCCAGCCUCUGCCCUCCCUGCCCAUCGUCAAGACGCCGUCGGCAUCGUCGACCACUUCGCACACGGCGCCCAUGCCGGCGAUCGAGGUCGUGGGCGAGCCCGCACCGGUGACGUCGUCGGGCGCGGUGACGUUCGACUUCCCCAACCUGGAGGACCUGCCCAUCUUCCAGGACCUCUUCCCGCCGCCGACCCACCUCGGACCUCCGCCGGCUCCGCCGACCACCCAGGCCGCCGGUGGCGCUCCCUCUGCAAGCGGGGCUGGUGGGGUAAUGUGCUGA
Molecule: messenger RNA, 2100 nt
Organism: Acanthamoeba castellanii str. Neff
Lineage: Eukaryota; Discosea; Longamoebia; Acanthamoebidae
Product: Ras family protein
Exons: 8
Coding region: 1-2100 (699 amino acids)
Molecular function (GO): GTPase activity; GTP binding
Source: RefSeq, a predicted model, not a curated record